This is a messenger RNA of Python bivittatus (Burmese python), 2157 nucleotides long. The record is from RefSeq and is a predicted model, not a curated record. NCBI's taxonomy places the organism in Eukaryota, Metazoa, Chordata, Lepidosauria, Squamata, Pythonidae.
CGGGCCCGGGCGGGGGCGCCGUCGGGACGCGGCGGCGGCGGAAAAUGGCGCUGACUCAGGGGACCAAGCGGAAAGUCUGCUACUACUACGACGGGGACAUUGGAAACUAUUAUUAUGGACAAGGUCACCCCAUGAAGCCUCACAGGAUCAGGAUGACUCACAACCUCCUUCUCAACUAUGGCCUUUACAGAAAAAUGGAAAUCUACCGACCCUACAAAGCUAGUGCCGAAGAGAUGACCAAAUACCACAGUGAUGAUUACAUCAAGUUUCUGCGGUCGAUUCGCCCAGAUAACAUGUCUGAAUACAGCAAGCAGAUGCAGCGAUUCAAUGUGGGAGAAGAUUGCCCUGUGUUUGAUGGCCUGUUUGAGUUCUGCCAGCUUUCUACAGGAGGCUCUGUGGGUACGUAGCAACCACAGUUUUAAAAAAGAAAAAUCUCAAAGGAUGGACAAACCGUGCUGCUUGAUCUACUGAGGGCCUAAAUUUCGUUAGCAGAAUUGCAGGCUGUGUGUCCGGAUAUCUGGUUUCUGCUCUUCUUAGGCCAGGCAAUGAUGUGAUUGUUUUGAAUUUAAAACAUCGCUUUGGGUGCAGAACAGCUCUUUUGAAUGCAAACUAUUUCAAGCAUUUUGGAAAAAAAGGCAAGAGCUCACAAAAGCUUAGGCCUUUUAACAAAAUUUGUUAGUCAGAAAAGGGGCUAUCAGAAUUCUGAUUUUUUGCCACCCUAGACUGUCCUCCUAUCAAACAUUUUGGAAGUAUCUUGAGCUAAGGCAGUUGUUUUGAGCUUGAGACAUUCUGUUUCAUGCUCAGAUCACUUUCAAAAUGCUCGAAACAGCUGUUUCCACACUCAAAUGGAGUGUUUUGGAUUCACAAUGACUCACAUCAAAAUGUUUUGUACAAUCUGCAUGAUAGAUACACGGGUGAAUGUUUCUAGAGAAUGUUUUCUCUCAUGCUUCCAUGAAUAGUCAUCCCAGAAUAGUAUUUGUACAGAUCUGGAUAAAUAUUUAGGGAUUUGUGGAUCCCCGAGAAUCCAAAGCUUCCCUGCCUUCCCUGCUUUUGAUCUUUUUAGGUUAUUUUAAUUAAAAAAAAAAAAGGAAGCUAGAGUGCUGAACAAUAAUAAUGUCCUCUGAUGUCAUUGUAAUUUUUAAAAACACCUGUGAUCCCCACAGUUGUUCUCUGAGCAUACUUAGAAAUUAGGAAUGUCUGAUGGCAGCCACUCCUGCAUCCUCUGGAAGCAUGUCCACCUGCUGAGAGGAAAAAAACAAUCCAGGUCGCCUGGGGCAGUAAAGACCAAACUGACUGGCUAAAGAGGUAUUUUGCCCCUGGGUCUCCUUGGUAGCCAUUUUGUGAGAGUGCCCACUGUAUGCUGUCAAGUUGCGCACUUGGCUACCUGCCCAAAAGGGUUGCCUGCUUUUGGUAUGGACCCAGAUGUUAAAUGAUUCUCAGAACAGGGAGAGCUGGAAAGAUCAAAUACAGUCCAUCUUUACGACUAUCCAUGCUGUGUGUACUUUUGUAUAUAGUGUAUGCCUCACGUGUCAUGAAUCAUGCCUGAAAUUGUUGGCCUGAAAUGGGAGAGGGUGCGUGGGGUGUGCCCCUCAUCCCCUGACCUUGCCUCGGUGCACAGCCAGGCCUAAACAGGAGUGCUAGUUGUAUCUGCUCAGAAGCAAGGAAAAACCUGCGAUUGGGAAUCCUGUUUAAUCUGCUCUGUAGCUCCCCUUCAGAACUUGCUACUCUAGAAAAGUCAGGGACUGGAGGGAGCAGAGACCAGCAUGGCUGUUCCUGCCUCUGUAACACAGUUUGGAAACGUGAGCUGGGGAGGCUGGCUCAAGAGCAGUGUUCCUCAACCUUGGCAACUUUAGGACCUGUGGACUUCAACCCCCAGAAUUCCCCAGCCAGCAAGUCAAGGUUGCCAAGGUUGAGACAUGCUGCUCAAGAGGGUAGAGUGCAUGUGCCUUUAGAUGUGUGCAUGUUUCUGAAAUAAACUCUCCAUAGCAUGGGUGUCAGGUGAAAAUGGUUCCUGGCUUUAUAAUUUGCACAUCUGUUUUGGAGAGUAGUGCUCUGUCAUCAGUUUUGUAGUUGUAACGGUUGCAAACACAGCACAGCACCGUGCUUGGAAACAAAGGGUUGAAACCUUAAGGGUAAAGUAACAUGGGAGGGCAGGUG